This is a messenger RNA of Rhinocladiella mackenziei CBS 650.93, 1611 nucleotides long. RefSeq lists its product as uncharacterized. NCBI's taxonomy places the organism in Eukaryota, Fungi, Ascomycota, Eurotiomycetes, Chaetothyriales, Herpotrichiellaceae. The transcript is spliced from 2 exons. Bases 1 to 1611 code for a protein of 536 amino acids. Gene Ontology annotation, molecular function: monooxygenase activity; heme binding; iron ion binding. The record is from RefSeq and is a predicted model, not a curated record.
AUGGAGCCAACGGUUGUCGCUUCCACAAGACUGCCCCUGAGCAUCGUUUCCCUUCUUUUGGCGGCUGGAACUCUGCUAGCGAUUACACUUCAUCGUUUCCUUACCAUUGAUUACGAUCCUCGAGAGCCUCCAGUCAUCAAACCGCGCAUCCCUUACAUAGGCCACAUACUUGGAAUCAUCAAAUAUGGAACCAAGUACUUCGAGAUCGUCAACCGCGAAACUCAAUACCCCAUCUACACAUUACCGACCUUAUCCACUCGACAAUACAUAGUCACGUCUCCUCAGAUCGCUGGUCAACUUCAGCGGCAGCACAAGGAUCUCGCAUUCUAUAACAUCAUUCUAGAAGUUACUCGCAGGUUGACAAACCUCAACCAGAGCACCAUGAAGAUCGUCAUGAAGAACGUGAACGGUGAGCAUGGUGACUGGGGAUUGAUGCCGACUAUGCAUAACAUGAUCAACACUGUCCUCGGCCGCGGAGAGUCGCUCAAAGACCUCACGCGUUCGCAGAUGUUGAUAUUUUCAGAAAUGCUCAACAAAAUUGCCGUAGCGGAUGACUGCUUCGAAACCGAUCUGUUCCAGUGGAUCAAAUCCGUCUUUACUCUUGCCAAUUCGAAUUCGAUCUACGGGCCAGAGAACCCAUUCGCCGUCGAUCCGAGCCUAGUCAACGCGUUCUGGGAUUUUGAAGCCGGCAUGCUGAAUCUCAUAAUAGACAUCUUUCCCAGUGUCACGGCACGGAAGGCACAUCUGGGACGGGAAAGGGUGUCCAAAGGCCUCGUCGACUAUGUCCGAGAAAAGCGGUAUCAGAAGGCCUCCCUCCUCAUUCAAAAGCGUAUUGGCAUCAACCUCGGUCAUGGGUUCACCGAAGCCGAGGCUGGUCGCUCUGAAAUUAUCUUGCUCUUUGCUAUCCUAGGGAACGCUGUGCCGUCAACAUUCUGGGUCAUUGCAAACAUCAUCAGCCGCCCCGAGCUACUAGCCGAGAUAAGGCAUGAACUCGAAACAGCUAUCGAGGACGAAGAAAAUGGAAACAAAAGCAUCAACCUGUCGAUCGUUGAAUCAUCUUGCCCGCUGUUUGUAUCCACGUACAGAGAGACGCUGCGCACGAUUGGGAACCUGGCCUCUCUUCGCUACGUGUUGAAUGACACGAUCGUGGGGAAGCAUUAUCUCAAAAAGGAUUCGAUAAUACAGAUGGCCGGCAUCAUCAUACACCAUGACCCACAGACGUGGGGACAAGACAGCGAGCGAUUCAAUCCCCGCCGGUUCAUCAAAUCACAGGAGCCUAGAGCCAAUACGGAAGAGCUGACCGAGUCAGAUGUCAAAGAGUUGGCAGCGACACAGCUCCCUGAAGGCGUGCCAUCAGCCGCAUUCCGGCUCUUUGGCGGAGGCAGUGUGGUGUGCCCGGGACGCCAUUUCGCGCAGAGCGAAAUUCUGGGCUUCGUUACGUAUCUGUUAAUGGCCUUCGACAUGACUCGCCCCGAUGGGACGACACUCAGACGGCCUUUGCGUGACGACGAAAAGAUUCCUUUGAGCGUCAUCAAGCCCAAGGAAGAUGUGAAAAUCAGAAUUCGAAGACGUAAAGGCUUCGAGAAUACUUUAUGGUGGCUUAAAGCAUAA